UAAUUCCCGCCAGUAGCUUAUGCUAGCUGUUACAUGAAAUAAAAAGCCACAGUUCGAUCGUUUGUUUUAUAUUUUAGCUCUUGGUGAAUUAUUUUGGUUUUGUGUUUAACAGAAUCCGAUCUAAAGCAUUAGAAAAACCUUAGUUUGUUUCCCAGCCGAUGUUUUUGUGAAUUAAUUAUUAGACGUUGAGUUAGCUUUUGAUUUAGCUAACUUCUGAAUUUUGCUAAAAAUAAACGAGUGUUUAACUUGACGUGUAAACCUUUAAAUUUAUUUCUAAAGCUUCAUUUUGAAUUGAAAAUGAAAGUUGCUGAGGAUCAAGUUGUUGAGGAUGAUACAGGCUUCCAGGAUGAUGAGGAGUCUUUCUUUCAAGACAUUGAUCUUCUGCAGAAACAUGGGAUCAACAUGGCGGACAUUAAGAAGCUGAAGUCGGUGGGUAUUUGCACGGUCAAAGGCAUCCAGAUGACCACACGCAAAGCUCUGUGCAACAUCAAGGGCCUGUCGGAGGCCAAAGUGGAGAAAAUAAAGGAAGCUGCAGGAAAAAUGCUGAACGUGGGCUUCCAGACGGCCUUCGAGUACAGCGCCAGGAGGAAGCAGGUCUUCCACGUAACAACCGGCAGCCAGGAGUUUGACAAGCUGUUGGGCGGCGGCAUAGAGAGCAUGGCUAUUACAGAGGCCUUUGGAGAGUUUCGCACAGGAAAAACCCAGCUGUCUCACACGCUCUGUGUCACAGCCCAGCUGCCCGGCGAGGACGGCUACUCAGGGGGGAAAAUUAUCUUCAUCGACACGGAGAACACCUUCCGCCCAGACAGGCUGAGGGACAUCGCUGACAGAUUCAACGUGGACCACGACGCCGUGCUGGAUAACGUGCUCUACGCCCGGGCCUACACCAGCGAACACCAGAUGGAGCUGCUGGACUUCGUGGCGGCAAAGUUUCACGAAGAAGGAGGAGUUUUCAAACUGCUGAUCAUCGACUCCAUCAUGGCUCUGUUCCGGGUGGACUUCUCCGGCCGCGGGGAGCUGGCCGAGCGGCAGCAGAAGCUGGCCCAGAUGCUCUCCAGGCUGCAGAAGAUCUCUGAAGAGUACAACGUAGCCGUGUUCAUCACCAACCAGAUGACGGCGGAUCCUGGAGCAGGAAUGACAUUCCAGGCGGACCCAAAGAAGCCGAUCGGCGGUCACAUCCUGGCCCACGCCUCCACCACCCGCAUCAGCCUGAGGAAGGGCCGCGGAGAGAUGAGGAUCGCCAAGAUCUUUGACAGCCCCGACAUGCCGGAGAACGAGGCCACCUUUGCAAUCUCCGGGGGCGGAGUCACUGAUGCCAAAGAGUGAAGGUUCAAAUCCGCCCUGUUCACGGCUCACCUGUCGGCUCACCUGUCGGCUCCUAUAUUUAUUAGUUAAAAGUUGUUCGGUUGUACUCUAAUAUUUAUACAAAUGUGUUACAUUUAUUAUAUUAUUUAUAUAUUUAUCACUCAGUGACGGUGUUUCUGUCUAAGAGAAGUUCAAAUAAAUUAAAAACCUGUUAUAUAUGGGACUUU
Fundulus heteroclitus (mummichog) is the source of this 1532-nucleotide messenger RNA. RefSeq names its product DNA meiotic recombinase 1 (gene dmc1). Gene Ontology annotation, biological process: mitotic recombination; DNA recombinase assembly; DNA strand invasion. Gene Ontology annotation, molecular function: DNA strand exchange activity; ATP binding; single-stranded DNA binding. The transcript has 13 exons. The record is from RefSeq and is a predicted model, not a curated record. Bases 298 to 1326 code for a protein of 342 amino acids. Gene Ontology annotation, cellular component: nucleus; condensed nuclear chromosome. NCBI's taxonomy places the organism in Eukaryota, Metazoa, Chordata, Actinopteri, Cyprinodontiformes, Fundulidae.